AUGGGCCGUCGGCUCAUCCAUGGUCUCUCUGGAGCUGCAGUCUUCCUUGUCAGCAUGGCUCUCCUCUCUGUGCGGCACCGUGGGGCUCAGAAAACAGCUCGGUACCCAGAGCUCAGGGAGGGAAUGUUGGAGAAGCCAGAGCAACAGAGCAAAGCGAGCCCAGAGGGAGGUGGUGGCAGGAGGCGAAAGGACCUGCAAGUGCAUCCUCUGGAGGGAUACAGGACUGAGGGGAGCCUGACGCUUGGGGACAUUUUCAUAGCAGUGAAGACAACCAAGAGAUUUCACCAAAGCAGGAUGGAGCUGCUCCUAGACACAUGGAUAUCCCAGGCCAGAGAGCAGACCUAUGUCUUCACCGAUGAAGAAGACGAUGCCCUGAAAAGGAGAAUGGGUGAUCAUGCGAUCUUCACCAACUGCUCUGCCGAGCACAGCCACCUGGCCCUCUCCUGCAAGAUGGCCGCUGAGUUCGAUGCCUUCCUGUCCAGUGGCCGGAGCUGGUUUUGCCAUUUGGAUGAUGACAACUACCUAAACCCUCGGGCCCUCCUGAAACUUUUGUCCUCCUACUCUGCGACAUGGGAUGUCUACCUGGGGAAACCCAGCCUGAACCGACCCAUCCGAGCCUCUGAAAUGCUGCCAAACAACCAGACGAAAUCUGUGCACUUCUGGUUUGCCACAGGAGGGGCUGGGUUCUGCAUCAGCCGCAAGCUGGCAAGCAAGAUGGUGCCAUGGGCCAGUGGCAGGAAAUUCCUGAGCACGUCAGAGCUCAUCCGCCUGCCAGAUGACUGCACCGUGGGUUACAUUAUUGAGUGCAAAGUCGGUGGACAGCUGCUGCCCAACACACUCUUCCACUCCCACCUGGAGAACCUGCAGCUUAUCCCCCCAUCUCGUCUCAUGCAGCAGGUCACCCUCAGCUAUGGUGUCUUUGAGAACAAGCUCAAUGUUAUUGAACUCAGCGGCCCCUUCUCACCCCAAGAGGAUCCCUCAAGGUUUCGAUCACUCCACUGCCAUCUCUAUCCUGACACCUCCUGGUGCCUGCAGGCUGUUGGCUGGUGA
This is a messenger RNA of Leptosomus discolor (cuckoo roller), 1050 nucleotides long. It is a transcript of the gene MFNG, whose product is annotated as MFNG O-fucosylpeptide 3-beta-N-acetylglucosaminyltransferase. Gene Ontology annotation, cellular component: membrane. Gene Ontology annotation, molecular function: glycosyltransferase activity. The record is from RefSeq and is a predicted model, not a curated record. Lineage: Eukaryota; Metazoa; Chordata; Aves; Leptosomiformes; Leptosomidae.